Molecule: messenger RNA, 985 nt
Organism: Impatiens glandulifera
Lineage: Eukaryota; Viridiplantae; Streptophyta; Magnoliopsida; Ericales; Balsaminaceae
Product: nuclear nucleic acid-binding protein C1D
Exons: 6
Coding region: 70-687 (205 amino acids)
Biological process (GO): maturation of 5.8S rRNA; regulation of gene expression
Cellular component (GO): nucleolus; exosome (RNase complex)
Molecular function (GO): DNA binding; RNA binding
Source: RefSeq, a predicted model, not a curated record
UCUCUUUCAUUGUUAUCUUUUUCAUAAAAAACCAGUGUCUUUUGUGUGUGAAGAGAGAGAAAGAGAGAGAUGGCAGCAUCAGUAGUGCCGGAAUCCAUCGUGGAGGCAGCGACGAGAACUUGUAGCAACCUUGAAAACUUCAGAAGUCACUUUUUGGAGUUCUUACCUCUCUGCGACGCCGAAACUCUUGCGGAAUUGCCGCCUCUACAACGGGCAGAGACUAUUCUCUUGCUUGCAAAAGCCACUACAACUCUUUUGACCUUGAGGCUAAGGUGCAACGGAAUUGAUCCUGACGACCACUCCUUAAAAUCAGAGCUUGAGAGGUUGAGCUUGUAUGAAGACAAAUUACAGCGCUUCAUUGGUUUAAGUAAAGAACCAUUGAGGCGUUCAACAAUCUUAAACACCCAGGCAGCAACACGUUUCAUUGAGCAUUCAUUGCCUGAUCUUACGCCGGAGCAGAGACAGAGUAUGAGGGAAAUAAGCCAAGGAGAUGAUGGUGUGAGGAUGAAAUAUUUGGAGAGAACAAUCCAUAAGAAGAGGAAAUAUCAACCAGAGAAACAAUCUGUUCCUACUGCUGCCAAGGAGUUUCUUGAGAAAGCAGCUCGUGAACUUCUCGGAGAUAAUGCCAAUAAUGGCUUUAAGGGUCCUUUACAACUUCAGCCCAAUGCAUCAAAAGAAGACAUAUGAGUUUAUUGCUGGUUGGGACAGUGAUGUAUGCAUAUCUCUUCUCGAGCUGAGCUGAUUUGAAGGGUAAAAUAUCAAACCAAUCGUGCAAACUUGAAUCCGACUUCUGGUUUUUGAUUGGCUUCUGCGCAUAGUUAAUAUAUGCUGAUAGUUUCAUUGCUAACUAUUCAGCCGGUAUGUCCUAUCCCAAACUGUGUAUUGAUUACAAUUUUUAUGAUUUCUAACUUUAGAAAUGGCUGUUGUUUUAUUACACUUUAGUUCACACAAAUCUUUUCCAACAAUAGUGAAGCCAGUUAUUCAU